This is a messenger RNA of Tuber melanosporum (Perigord truffle), 3212 nucleotides long. RefSeq lists its product as uncharacterized. The coding region runs from base 372 to 3095 and encodes 907 amino acids. The transcript is spliced from 3 exons. The record is from RefSeq and is a predicted model, not a curated record. NCBI's taxonomy places the organism in Eukaryota, Fungi, Ascomycota, Pezizomycetes, Pezizales, Tuberaceae. Gene Ontology annotation, molecular function: protein binding; protein-containing complex binding.
CUGAGGUGGUCCCUGAGAAGUUUCUUGCAUCUUUUGUCGUCGCACCACUCCCCAAAGUCUAAUAUCGACGCUAGUUUGACGUUGCUUAUCGGGAGUGUCUGCAUUCUGUUCGUCGGACAGAAAUUCGAGUCAGCUGCUUGUUCCGCCUCUGGCCUGUGUGUCUACUUUCUCCCUAUCCUUCUCCCUCUUUCUCUCUCCCUCGCUGUCUGUGUGUGCGUGAGCGCGCGUGAGCCCGUGUUCUACUGUGCCUGUGUUUCGGGGCUUGGAUAUCCCCCAGGGCAUAAAGAACUGCUCUCUCCCUUGGUCGCUCACCCUUACCUGUUCCAUAAUAUAGUUUAUCUUGCGGUUUCCCUCGAAACGUCCUACAAACGAUGCACCACAGGCGACGCGCACCCCCGAUUGUCCUCUCCCCAGCUCCCCCCCCUGGAGCUGACGACUCUAACGGCCACGUGAACACGAUUGAGAUUGUACAUCACUUCGAGUCGCAAACGAAUCCUGCUAAGCCCGCCCGUCCUUCCCCUCUUACCACUUCCAAUGGCAUGCCACUAGUGCUGCUGGAGCGACUCCGGUCUUUCCCGCUGUUCCUUAGUGCCCCUGAGGAGUUCUUGUCAGCCGUUGCAACCCACCUAAGGCCCCAACCUUACUCGCCACGAGAUUAUAUCCUCACCGAGGGCGAUGAAGCAAAAGCUAUGUAUUGGCUCGUCCGAGGUGCUGUGGCAGUCACUUCGAGGGAUGGGGAAAGCACCUAUGCGGAAUUGCGGCCUGGAGCGUUCUUUGGAGAAAUUGGUAUACUAAUGGACAUACCACGAACGGCGACAAUCAUUGCCCGGAGCAGAUGUUUGCUUGUCGUUUUGACAAAAGAAGCGCUCCAGCGCGAGCUGCCUAAGUUUCCCGAAGUGGAAAGGGCCAUUAGGGAGGAGGCGGAGGAGCGCUUGACGCUGCUCAACAAGAAGAAAAAGGAAAGGGAAAGCAGCCCGAGAACCGGGGGGGUAAAAAGGGCGGUCGACUCGGAUGGAGAUGUCGAGAUUGGAGAUAACAUAUAUCUCAAGCCCGAUACCCCAAGGGCCUUUGGGGGCCCCAGUCCUAUCCCGAAGCCCGGGAGCCAAUGGGUGACCAAUUCAGCUCUGGGAAGCGGGCAGGUCAAUAUUCGGCAAUUACUGAAGGAACUACCAUUAUUUGCAAAUCUACCGCAGGAAAACCUUCACUUUUUAGGAUUGAGCGCAGCCCCCCGGACGUAUGCGCCCUUUCAGACCAUCAUACAGCAAUACUCGAUGGGGAGGGAGAUAUACUUUAUUGUGGGCGGUGAAGUUGAGGUUGUGGACGAAAUGGUUAUGGACCCGAAGCAGAACAAGGUCAAGGCACGGCUGAGGAAAGGCCAACAUUUUGGGGAGGUUGUAGCUCUAUCUUUGGCACCCAGGAGGACAGCCACAGUUCGCGCGAUAACACCUGUGGAAUGUCUAGUGAUUGAGGGCGAUGUACUGGAGGAAUUGUGGAAAAAGUGUCCUCCGGAAGUGCAACAACAGUUGGAGAUGACUGCAAGGGACCGCAUGGAUGGGGAUGGAGAAAACGUUCUCAUGAGGGAUGCGCCAGCAACCCCUACUCAGUCAAUCGAUAGAUUGGAUAUAUCAGAUCUCCCAAAAGCGUCCUCAAUGAACUUGACGGUUCCCGAGUCACGGUUCACGGGACCGAACGACUCGAAUCUUGUCGAACCCUUUGACCCGGAUCCAUACCUACCCGCAGACUUUGAAUCGCUUAGGUCAAAGUCUAGGCGAGGCUCGCUUGCCCCACCGCCACCACAAUCGAGCGCCACAUCGAGCAGCUCUUCGCCAACGGAAGAGAAUCCAAGCCCUCUUUCAAGAUCUACAACACCUUCGCCGGUAAAGACCAAACAUGUGACCACUCCCCCGGAACAUCACGCCACGGUAAAACGGGCGCGUAUACUCUCUCGGAAACCCUCCAGGUUCAACAUUGGUCAAUUCAAGGAUGAUAUCCUGAUCCAAAUAUUCAAACAUAUGGAACUUCACGAGUUGAUGCGAGUGCGUCAGGUGUCGACACAUUGGUCAAGGCUGCUUACCAAUUCUCCAUACCUGCUGACCACUCUUGACUUGAAGCCCUAUAACCGAGUGAUCAAUGACAACGUGUUGAUACAUGCCAUUGCACCCUUUGUAGGGCAUAGACCCAGUCUGAUAGACAUAUCAAACUGCUUUCACAUUGGUGAUGAGGGCUUCAUGGUCCUUGCGCAGACCUGUGGCGCAAACGUCAAAGUUUGGAAGAUGAAGAGUGUUUGGGACAUUACGGGGCAGGCCAUACUUGAAAUGUCAAACCGUGCAAAAGGGCUCGAGGAAAUCGAUCUUAGCAACUGCCGGAAAGUGAGUGAUACACUUCUAGCAAGGGUCGUGGGUUGGGUUCAGGCCCCACCCCAACCACCACCAAUGUAUCCCGCCCCAGGUACCGUAAUCGGAUGUCCAAACCUCAGCCGGCUGACAUUGAGUUAUUGCAAGCAUGUCACUGACCGCACCAUGUCCCACCUUGCGGCGCACGCAGCCCGUAGGUUGGAGCAUGUGGAUCUCACGCGAUGUACCACUAUCACAGACCAAGGAUUCCAGAGCUGGAGCAUGACGCGCUUUGAGAGACUACGAAGUCUAUGUCUAGCAGAUUGCACCUAUCUCACCGACAGCGCAGUAGUAUUCCUUACGAACGCGGCUAAGGGUCUCCGAAGCCUUGAUUUGUCUUUCUGCUGCGCCUUAUCAGACACAGCAACGGAAGUCCUCUCACUUGGCUGCCCGCACCUAUCCGUCCUAAAACUGUCGUUCUGCGGAUCCGCCGUGUCUGACUCAUCACUCAGAGCAAUAGGUCUGCAUCUGCUUGAACUUCGCGAGCUUUCCGUCCGCGGAUGCGUGCGCGUUACGGGCGUGGGCGUGGAAGCGGUGGUGGAAGGCUGCCACAACCUCGAAGUCUUUGACGUGAGCCAGUGCAAGAACCUCGCCAGGUGGAUAGAGAGCGGUGGUGUGGAAAAGUGCACGCAAACGUGGAAGCGGAAUAUCAGGUUUGAGACUGUAGCCGUGGACGUUAUCGCGGGCGACAGGAGGCGAUGACAAUGACAGAUUCUCGGGGGAGAUGAAUGUAGCCGUGGCAUGUGAUAUUAAGCGUGCAAUGAUUCGAUUUCCGCCGCAUUUUAGGGAAUUAUAAGUAGAAUAUGGAUUUUUCUCCUU